CCUCUCUCUUCUGGUCCAGGACCCCCUCCCCUCCCUGGUCGACCCCUGCGGUUGGGGGGGGGGAGGGCAAGGGGAAACCCCUUCCCCUCCCACCCCUCCCACACACACACACACACACACACACACAGAGCUUCCAGCUGCGGCAAGCGCGCGUGCCGAGGCAGCUGCUGGCUCUUUGCCGGGCGGAGGGGAAGGGGCGGCUCGGGGAGCCGACUCGAGCCAGAGCCGGCGGAGACCGGGGAAGGGCGGCCGGCAGGAAGUUCCCGUUUUCGGGCGGGCCCUGCAGCUGCAGCGCCGUUGCAAUGCGAGGCGGAGGCGGCGGCAGGAGGAGGAGGAAGAGGAGGAAGAGGCGGCGGGUUGCAAAAGCUCAAGAGCCGCCUCCUGCGCUCGUUGCCGCUGCUGUUGCUCCGGCUCCGGAUACCGACUGAGCCGCAGCCCGAUACGGAGCGCCACUUUCCCGGUUCAGACCGAGAGAAAGACCCCGGGGCUCUUCUCCGGGGUCCCCAAGGCGCUGUCCGAGCAUGGAGCUGCUGGUGCUGCUGGUACUCUGGGCGUCCUGGGGAUGCCUGGCAGAUGCUUCCAGCCGUGAACCCUGGAAUCACGACUCCCUUUGUUCGUGGCCUGUCACCCCGAGAAUCGUGCAGGCCGCUCGGACGGUUGACUUGCAGGCAGCACCGUUGGGUCCCCACAGCUUCCCCGCUCGGCUCCAGCUUGCUUUCGAGGUGGAAGGGGAGGGUCUGCUUCUGGAUUUGGCACAGAAUCGGGAACUGAUGACGGGCAGCUCAGGGUUAACGUACUACCUCCCAAACGGGACAAGAACGGUGCAUCCAGCCAGUCCGGAGGGUAACUGCUGUUAUCGGGGGAGCGUUCAAGGAUACCCCGACUCUUGGGCCAGUGUCUGUGUUUGUUCGGGUUUAAGUGGUCUCCUUACCGUCUCCCGGUUUAAAAGCUACACCUUGGAAUCUACCCCAGACGGGAAGACGAGGGCCUACGGACUGAAGCCGGCAAGCGGGAUUUGCACACAGAGCCAACGAUUUCACCCACAUCUGGAGUCAAAACAGGCACCGUUGCAACGGGUGAAGCGAGAAGCGGAGGCCGAGCGUGGUUAUGUGGAGCUGGUGAUAGUGGCCGACCACGCCGAGUUCAAGCUGGAUCCGAACCUCAACCGGACUCGAACCCGGAUCUUGGAAAUCGCCAGCCACAUGGAUGGGUUCUACAGGCUGCUGGGUCUGCGGGUGGCUCUGGUCGGUGCCGAAGUCUGGAAUAACGGCAACCAGGUGUCGACGAACGGAAGCGCAAAAGAAAUUCUCCGGCGGUUCCUGGCGUGGAGAGAGAAGGAUUUGCUGCCCCAGGUUCCCCACGACAACGUUCAGCUCAUUGUUGGUCCUCCGUUUCCCGCCGGCGUGAUUGGCGCGUCGACCCAAGGAUCCAUCUGCUCAAAAGGUUCCGGUGGGAUCAGCAUGGGCCAUUCCGUUAGCUCUUUAAUCAUGGCUUCCACUCUUUCACAUCAACUUGGCCACAAUCUCGGUCUCGCCCACGACAGCGACGGCUGCGGCUGCAACACUUCCAUCCGUCCCCAGAGCCGGAAGUGCAUCAUGGAAGCGCCGACAGGGAUUAUGCCCGGAUUGAGUUUCAGCACCUGCAGCCAACGACGUUUUCAAGAAAUCCUCCAGAGCAACCAGGUCGGCUGCCUCCUCGACCAGCCCGAAGCAACCCGCUUGGCGAAGUCCCGUUGCGGGAACCGCCUGGUAGAAUCUGGAGAACAGUGCGAUUGCGGCCUCUUUUUGGAGUGUACGGAUCCGUGUUGCAAUGCAACCACCUGCCAAUUAAUUCCAGGAGCCCAGUGUGCCACCGGACAAUCUUGCUGUCACCAAUGCAAGCUACGCAGUGCUGGACACACGUGCCGUCCAGUCCAGAACGAAUGCGACCUCCCCGAAUUCUGCGACGGGACUUCCCCACGCUGCCCUUCGAACGUCUACAAGCAAGAUGGCAGCUUAUGCGAAGGCGGCAAGGCUGUGUGCCAUGGGGGCAUCUGCCCCACAUACUUAAGCCAGUGCCAAGCCCGUUGGGGUCCCGAUGCGAUUCCCACGUCGGAAAGCUGCGUGACGUCUCUGAAUCAGAGGGGAGAUGCCCGGGGAAAUUGUGGGCAGAAUCCUGACGGAUCCUACAUUUCCUGUGCUAAGAGCGACGUCCGGUGCGGUCAGCUGCAGUGCGAGAAAAAACGGAACGGAACAGUUAAGACUUCGAACUGCCUGCGGGAUGCUCUGAAAUUUGUCGUCGCAGCCGACGUCGUGGACGAGGCCUGGGCGUUAUUGGGGACAAAUUGUGGUCCUAACAAAGUUUGUAUCAACCAGCGAUGCCAGGAAGUUUCCUCAUUAAAAUUACCCGUAUGCCAGUGCAACGGACGCGGGCUCUGUAACAGCAAAGGGCACUGCCAUUGCGAGCCCGGGUGGGCGCCCCCUCACUGCCAGACGGGUGGCCUUGGGGGCAGUGUGGAUAGCGGGCCCCCCGCCCCGGGGGAAGCGAACCGGGCGACCUCGACGGCGCUGGUGGUGAUCGCGCUACUCCUGGCGGCGUUGCUGGUUGUGGGUCUGUGUUGUGCCAGGCGCCUGGGCCUCCACAAGCGCCUCUGCCAAUUCGGCAAGGGCACGAGUUGCCAGUACAGGACUGAGCCCGAAUCACAGGUGCAAUUCCUUCACCCAGCCGAAAGAAUCACCCAACCGGAACCCCGAAGUUACAGCAAAGCACCGCCAAACCGUCCUCGGCCCCCACAGUGGAAAUCAAGCACUGAGCUUCAACUCAUGCCAACGUCUAAGCAGCCCGCUGCGCUGGGUGCCGCGCGGCCGGAGCCACCCUCCAAGCCGUUGCCGCCUGACCCGGUCCCAAAGGAUCCACAGGAUUCCGCUGGGGAACGACCCGGCCCUCCUAUACGCCCGUUGCCUCCUGACCCUAUUCCCAAAAUCCAGGUAAUGGUUUCGGCCUUUCACCGUGUGGAGGUGAACUCACCUGAGGGCGGGGGGGAAAGGGACUCCAUUUGCAAAUGGAAACGUGAGGAGAACAACCAGAAUAGACUUUCACAAUUUUGGCAGCUUUAAGAUGGGUGGAAUUCGACUCCCAGAAUCCCCCAGCCACCAUGGCUUAAGAUAGGUGGACUUCAAUUCCCAGAAUUCCCCAGCCACGUUUUAAGAUAGGUGGGCUUCAACUCCCAGAAUUCCCCAGCCACUUUAAGAUAGGUGGACUUCAAUUCCCAGAAUUCCCCAGCUAGCAUGGCUUAAGAUAGGUGGACUUCAAUUCCCAGAAUUCCCCAGCCACGUUUUAAGAUAGGUGGGCUUCAACUCCCAGAAUUCCCAGCCACGUUUUAAGAUAGGU
Pantherophis guttatus is the source of this 3369-nucleotide messenger RNA. The record is from RefSeq and is a predicted model, not a curated record. Lineage: Eukaryota; Metazoa; Chordata; Lepidosauria; Squamata; Colubridae.